AAUUCAUCUUGAAAAUUCAAAAAAAAAAAAAAUCCGAAAAUUCAAAAAAAAAAAAAAAAAGAAAUUCUGGUCUUGAGCUGAAGAGAAAUGCUAUGAUGCUUUGAGCUUUUAUUCAAUCCAAAACGCAACAUCUUUGAUUGUAUUGGUGACAGUCUCGUUGUAAGCAUUUCUUUGUAAGACAAUUCUCAUUUUUCAGGAGGUGACGAUGGUCAUGCACCAAACUUGGAAAUACAAGCCAUGACACAAGAGAUAAGGAGUUUGUUUCGAAAGCAUCUCGACCCAAUCUCAAGAAAAUUGGACCAAAUUAUAGAACGACGUUCUUGUUCACAAACGCGUCCAACGAAGAUCAAUACACAACUAAAAAGGAGAGACGACACUCAAUCCUUUUCUAGUUCUACACCUAAUUGCAGUAGAAGAUCUUACAAAGAGGAUCCCAAUUUUCGAAACAAUGCCAAAAGCUCAACGCUAAGAGAGCCAAGGAAUUUUUCAUGUUUCAAUCCAGAAAAUCUAGCUCGUCUUCAAGAGUGUGUUGACAAUCUCGUCAAAGAAACACAAUUGCAAAGACAACUAGAAAAAGGAAGUGUUUGCAAAAAAGAAGAAGAAAUGAGAGUUGAAAAAGAAAUUGAGAGCAUUGAGAGUGAAAAUGAGCACAUUGAAAAACAAGAGUGUGGCAUUGACGAGAUAGUUAAAGAAAAGCAUGAAAGUGAGGGAAAAGAAAGUGAAGAGUUGGAAAAUUUGUUUUCUACUAACCAAUCUUUUCUUCCUACUUAUCCUCUUGAUUUGCAGGUUAUUCCAAAGUCCAUACCAUGGCAAAUUUAUGGAUCACAUUUACCCAUUGAAGUUCCAAAGGUUGUAGCUUUUGGUAAUUCCCAAAACAUGCCUCUUGAUGUUUCAAAGGCUAUACCACUUGAAGUUUCAAAAGGAACAUCACGUGAAGAGCCAAAAGUUGUGAUCAUUGAGGCUCCAAGUACAUUACAACAUUUGAAGAAAAUUCAACAACCAAUGGAGUUUUUCAUCAUCAAGCAACCAACACCCAUCAAACAACCACCUUGGUUUGCUAUUAAUAUUCAUCUUGUUAAUAGUUUUUCAUUUACUAACUUUAAUUUAUUUUACAGCAAUUUGAUUCACUUAAGCAGUGUUAUCCAACCAAUUUAUGAUGACAAUAAUAUUUGUCAUUUUGACUUUGAUUGGUACAUCAAAUCCAUCCACCACGACGGUGUUGAACAAACAUUGUGUCCCCUCAAUGAAAUACGCAAAGAUACCAUAUUUGAAGUCAAGAGGUUGGACAAUUCAUGUGGAUCAUCUAUUGGGGAAAAGCAUGAGGAAUUAAUCCUUCCAACAUCAAGAAGGUCUUCAAUGACGAACCACUUCGAUUUGAGGACAAAUCGCUCUAAAGAAAGGGAGGAUGAUGUGAUCAUGCCAAGGACCAAAUGUUUUCAACACAUGAUCACUUCAAGGACGUUCUACCUUGUUAACUCUGAUGGAGUUCUUCCUUAUUUCAUUAUCUAUUUACUUAUUUAUGCAUUAGAUGUCAUGUUAGUAUAGCUAUGCAUAUCAUGUUUUUAAUAAGUUCAACAACUCAUUUUAAGCAUGUUAUUAUCUCAUACUAGUUUGCAUACAUAUCAUUCAUGUAGCUAAUUUGCAUUCAUCUUAGUUCCUAGGUUUUAAAUAAGUUCACGUGUUGUUUAUGUUUAAACAUUCACAUAAUAGCAUGAUCAUCAUUUGUUAUGCAUAACAUCAUGGUUAGUUAAUUCACAUGUUUCAUCAUUUGAUUUGCAUAAACAACAUAUUUACCAUUUGUUUAGCAUGUUUCACGUGCACCCACAUUCAUAUAAUAACAUGUUCAUCAUUUGAUUACAUAACAGCAAGUUUAGUUGCUUUCACGUGCACCCACAAUCACUUUUCAGCAUGUUUCUUUUUAUUAUCAUUCAUGUGCACUCAUUUUAGUUUUAAUAUUUAAUUAUUUUUAGUUAUUAUAUCAUGCAUGUUAGCUCAUAAUAACACAUACAUGCACAGCAGCAAGAUAUUUGAUUCAUUCCAGUGGACAGUUCACGUCACUUAUAUUUAUCACCAGUUUUGAACAUGUUACAAGCAUAAUUGGGAGAUUAAGUCUCUUAGCAUUUAAUCCCCUAUCUCUUAGCUUUCCAAUGCAUUUUGAAUCGUGUCAAUCCGAUACUGGAAGCUUGAGAUAUUCACAGAUUACCGAAGACAGUACAGGCUGGAAAUAAAUACGGGAUUUACAACUAAAUUAAUCAUUCCAGCACAUUUAAUUUAAAUACUUGCUUAUUAUCUUCUUUGCACAUGUAGGCACGUCAAAACAGCCUGGAUAAGCAUUAUAAAGACAUAAAUAAGUCCAUGAUUGGAGGAGACAAAGAAACCAGCUGAAAUCAGACCCAUACUUUGCUGACUAUAUUAUCACUCACGUAUGUUGGAGGGAACCCAUAAUGUUGCACAUGUUUCCAGCAUUUAUUUGCACCAGAAUAUUAUCCAUCAAAACAGUCCAUGUGCGUAUGCUCCUUUCCACUACCCAACCAUGUGCGUGAACCAACUAAGCAAUUAUUUGAAGGAUCAUACGUGCUGAUCAUCCAAGGAGACAUAUACUUUGAAAACAGCCCAUGUGCUUGGCACUAAGCUGGAUGAUGCUUCCACUUAAGCAUCAAUUUGAAGGAACGUGAGUAUUACCUGGCCAUGAAGAGUUGUCUCCAUUUUACACCGAAUCAUCACUUGAAUUCAUGGAGAAUUAUGAACUGGAAUGUAUUAUUUGUUAGACGUAAUAGCUGGCCAAAAACACUAUGUGUUAUUCGGCUAAGCAUUUGAAACAGAUUAAAUAAGCUUGUAAUUUCAUUUUGGAGGGGGACUUUUGAUAAAUUAAAACUUUGUGAGUUAUUCUCUCAAAUUGGUUCUUCUUAGAACUAUUUUCUUGACAUUUCAAGAUUGUUCUUGUUGUGUUAAGUUUGUGAUACUUAGGGUUCUUAGAUUACUAUCUAAAGGGUCCAAGUCCUUGAACAUUGGACGUAUAAGGUUCGGGUUUAUACUCUUUAGUAUAGGUUCUUCCUUGUUCUUUGUUAUUAUCCAAUUUCCAGCAUCCUAAAUUCCAUUACCUCAUCUAUCAAUUAUUAUUCCUUAUU
This is a messenger RNA of Hibiscus syriacus, 3128 nucleotides long. RefSeq lists its product as uncharacterized. The coding region runs from base 238 to 1545 and encodes 435 amino acids. The transcript is spliced from 2 exons. The record is from RefSeq and is a predicted model, not a curated record. NCBI's taxonomy places the organism in Eukaryota, Viridiplantae, Streptophyta, Magnoliopsida, Malvales, Malvaceae.